ACUUGGAUUAGUAUUAUCUUCUUAACAAUAAACAAUAUGGGUCCAAAGGAACUUAUACUAUUGGUUCUAGUAUUGAACCUUGCCAUAAAUGUAGCCUGUGUUCCAAAUGUUAUUCCGGAAUAUGUGUACGAAUUUGGUAAAAAAGGCCGCGGCCUAAAAAUAUAUAGUAAUCAUAGUUGGAUUGGGUGGCUUCGAUUUAAUACACAAGUGAAUAUACCUAGUCCACCAGACACUGAAGUGAGCUACAUCAAAGUUACAGUGAAAGCGAUUAAUCCUCCAAAAGUCGACUACGAUGAAAAAACCAAAACCGUCAGUAUUCAAUACUCACUGGUUGAGUUUUCUGGCAGUACGUACAACAUUUAUGCUGAAGGUAUAAAGUUAUAUUAGAUAUGGAUAAAGAUAUUGUUUAUACAGAAUUUCCAGAUAAUGCCAAAUUCCUCUGUAUUGUAAUUGAAAUUGUACAAUUUGUUUCGGUAAACAAUAAAUCAUAAGUAAAAAAAAGCAUUUUGCUUUCAAUUUAAAUAGCGAAAGCAAAAAGAGCAGCAGGACCCAAAUUUUUUACCAGGUAGUUGUCUAAAGUUAUGUGGAGAGAUUUAAGAGGAAAGAAAAACCAAGGAAAAGGUGGAUGGACUGUGUGAGAGAUGAUAUAGAAAGAAGAAAGAAAGAGAGAUGAUAUAGAAGAAUUCAGGUGAAUGAUGAGGUGAUUAACGAAAUAGAGGCAUGGAGGAAAAAUACAUACUGCGUUGACUCCAAGUGAUGAGAAAAGGGCACGCGAAGGAAAACGCAGAUGAAUGAUGAGAUGAUGGACGAAAUAGAAAUAUGGAGGAAAAACACAUGCUGCGUCGACCCCAAGUAAAGAAAGGCUGUCAAC
This is a messenger RNA of Cydia pomonella (codling moth), 871 nucleotides long. RefSeq lists its product as uncharacterized. Lineage: Eukaryota; Metazoa; Arthropoda; Insecta; Lepidoptera; Tortricidae. The coding region runs from base 37 to 387 and encodes 116 amino acids. The transcript is spliced from 3 exons. The record is from RefSeq and is a predicted model, not a curated record.